GAGAAGUCACCGUAACCACUGUUGUGACCUUGCAUAGCUCAGUAACAGUUGCUGGACAAAGUAUAAGUAAGUAAUUUGAAUGGAUAGACUGGCUUCUGGCUUCUGUUGAGAUGCCCUUCCACCGUAGGGCUUUGACUCUUCUCUGAAGACUCCUUACAGAGGUAGCUUCAAGACAGUCGUUGGCUUUGAGGUAGUGGACAGACAUAAACUGAGGUGCUUCAAGGCAAUGCAGGGAGCUGAGGUGGCAGACAGCAUAGGUGGUGCUGAGGUGGCUUGGGCUGAAGCCACAGAGAGCUGCAGCUUACCUGAGGGACUCCGGUGCAGGCAUCUCUACUUCGCAAUCAAAGCUGAAAUCGCUUCUGCUAGGUCAGGUGGUAAAAGACAUUUCUCCCUCCCCCUGGCAACCCAGGCAGCACUUCCCAUAGGGGUUGAUGACUGAACUGGACACCAAACUGCAAGUAGUGGGGCUGGGAUGAGAGAAAUGGCCAGAGUGCAUUAGGAAAACUAAGUUUGGAACUAACUACUGCUAAGACACCUUGGGGAAGAGUCUUACCUAACACAGUCCAUUUAUUAACUGUUGGCUUUUCUGAGGUCAUUCUGUUGCCCCUUUUUCCUUUCUGCCCCCUGCCCCAUAAAGUUCUUUGUUUUAAACCCCUGAACUCCCCAUCCCGUUCAAACCUAUGCAGCAUCAGUUGGUCUCCUAGUAACAUGCCUGUUUAUCUAUCUACACCUCAUCACACCUCUCCCUAAUAAACCAGUCACGUCCUAUUCCCUGAGCCUAUCAGUUUUCCCAUACUCCCCUUCCGUUUGAAUCUCGUGCCUUACAGUCUCUCUGAUCACACCUUGCUCAGCUACAGAUGCUAACUGCAUUGUAAUCUUCUGUACUGAUUUGAGUUUGCAGGUGUCGCCUGUCAGCUGCUGGGAAUCAGGGUUCUGUGAUUCUGUGCAAUGUAAUACAAACGUGCUACAAUGAGGCCAGACUCAGUGUGGCGGGUGGUAGAAAAAAGAGAAAUCAUUAGCAAUCCGGCGUCUCUCUUAAUCCAAAGGCAGGUGCUGCUACACCUACGGCCCGGAGGCUAGCGUGUUGGUGGAGCAGUUACUGCAGGAGUUUAGAAAAGGUGGCUGGGUGUGGGGAAUAUUGGACUAGUGAUAUUUGAAGGCAGUUAACACCGAGGUGUGACAGGAAUUAUUUAGGGCAACGCAAGAGGGGGACAGGGGGGCCAAUUAUGAGCCAUGGGGUUGAAACUAAGCAAUGGAAAAGAUCUGGACAAACUCCUUGACAGUGCCCCAAGGAAGCCCCAUCUCUUGAUAUUUCAAACCCAGGCUGCACAACAGCCUGCAGGAAUUAAUCCUGCCCUGGUAGGGAGAGGGGAUGGAGUGAUCUUUUUCAGCUCUAAUUCCUCCAUUAAAUCAGAUGGAUGAACAUGGUGAAAAACUACAUUUCCCAGUCUCCCCUGCAGCCCUGGGGAUAUAAGCAAUUGGAAGAUUUAAAUAGACCAGGCCUGAAGCAACCAACCUUUGGCAUACAGAAUUCCCCUCCUCUUCUCUGUAUCCAUUGGCUGUUUAACCUUUUUUCUGGUGUUGGACUGGCUGCCCAGCCUGGCAUUAAUUUUUCUUCCAAGCUUGCUAGGCCCAUGAAGUAAACAGCCAUGUGCAUUCCUUGCUCUAUAUUUAACAGCUGCAGUCUGUGCUGGGGGAGACUGAACAAGAAGGGAAUCUGUGUCGCUUACCAAAUUUCUCUCUCUGAAGGGGGGAGGUGGGAGAGCUGAUUGGAAGGGAAGAGGGAUUUCUCUCCUGUACAGUUUUUUGAAAGCAGGUUUCAUCUAGGGAGCUGCACAAUGCCAGCAUCCCAAAGCCGGGCCAGAGCCAGAGAGCGGAACAAUGUCCUGAACAGGGCUGAGUUCCUCUCGUUGAACCAGCCCAUGAAAGGGAACCAGGAGACCAGGAGCUCCAGCAGAAAGCAGGGCAGCCAGUCAGGUCUGGCUCCCAUCCAAAACGAGGGCACCAAGGAGCGGAGGCAAUCGCAGCAGCUUCCCGAGGAGGACUGCAUGCUGCUGAACCCCUCCUUCAAGGGAAUUGCCUUCAACUCCCUGCUGGCCAUCGAUAUCUGCAUGUCCAAGAGGCUGGGGGUCUGUGCCAGCAGCGCCUCGUCCUGGGGCAGCGCCCGCUCCAUGAUCACACUCAUCGGGAUCACAGGGCAUGGUGUACCCUGGAUCGGGGGCACACUCAUCUGCCUGGUGAAGAGCAGCACGCUGGCGGGACAGGAGGUCCUCAUGAACCUGCUGCUAGCCUUACUCCUGGACGUCAUGAUUGUGGCAGGACUGCAGAAGCUGGCCAAGCGCCGAGGCCCAUACGAUGUCCACCCCGGCCUCUUGGACUAUCUGACCAUGGACAUCUACGCUUUCCCAGCCGGCCACGCCAGCCGAGCUGCCAUGGUGUCCAAAUUCUUCCUCAACCACCUGGUUUUAGCCAUCCCACUCCGGAUCCUGCUGGUCCUCUGGGCCUUCUGCGUAGGGCUUUCCCGCAUCAUGAUUGGACGGCACCAUAUCACAGAUGUUCUGUCCGGCUUUGUCUUUGGCUACUUGCAGUUCAGGCUGGUGGAGUUGUUGUGGAUGUCUUCCAACACGUGUCAAAUGAUAAUAUCAAUCUGGUGAACAUAAGAAUCCCUGACGGAAACUAGCAGACACUUUAAGAUUCUUUCUCUCAUUUUUUUUAAAUAUAAUUCUUCAUAUUUAUUGGGAAAAAAAUUAACUUCCAUAAGUAGUAGUAGUCUUUUUACUGUUGCUCCCUUGUCUGAAAAAAAAAAUGUUUCUUGCAGAUGGUUAGGCUUCAACAAAACAAGGGCCAGCCAUCACAGUAUUUUGGCCACUUUUUAAAAUCCCAUUUGUAUGGUAACCAAACUAAGCAGUAAAGAUAACAAAAUGAGUUCUCUUUGGAUGGUGCACAUCUGAUGCCCAGGUGCGUUCUCAGAAAACCUGUUAUCCCUUUGGGAUGCGUUAAUUAGCUUCUUGGAGACAAAACAUUUUGGGGCGAAGUUCUACAGCGCUUUUUCUGUCUGCCAGCCCAAUGAUUGUGUCUUGUACAGGGCCGGGCACACUGCCGGCACCUCACAGAUAAUAAAUAAUCAUAAAAGUUCUGCCAUGUUUGUUUCUUAUCAUAUAUUGGGGGACUCUCCCAAGGGAAAAUGGUGGAAAACCUAUCGAUUGGGACUUUUAAAUAAAUGCUGAACAAUGCCGUGCAGGGAACACUCCUGCACUGGCCCUUGGGAGACAGAACAGUGGCCCUGAUUAGAGCACUUAAACACAUGCUUAAUUUUGAAUGUGUGAUUAAAUCUUUUUAACUUCAAUGGAACUUAAGCACGUGCUUAUGUGUUUUGCUAAAUAGGAAUGAAUUUCUGCACAUACUUAAAGCUAAAUGUUUUCUUAAGUAGUUUGCUGAAUUAGGCCCUAGAUCAGCUAUUCAAAAUUCUACUCAGCUAGGGUGAAUGUGUGUAUGUAUUGGGGGGAGCGGGGGUUGUUUUUUGGAAGGACGAAUAAAAUACACACUUUCCUCAUGGUCAAGGGUGGGUGAUUUGAUUUUGUCUGUUCAUGGCAAUUUUGAAAGACUGGAAUAGAUGGGACCCCCUGAGUCUUUUCUGUCUCUUAACUUCUAUGAUUUUAGAUACAUGCCAAUUAAUAAAAUGUGGUAAGAGGUGAUUUUCAUGGCAGUUCCAGUCUCAGAUGAAAUGCAAUCCAGCACAUAGGGAGUAUGGUGUACUAGCCAGAGUAAGGAUUUGGAAGCCUAGAGUUGUUGUUUCUACUCCUGAGCAUGGCUUACUUGCUUUGUGACCUGGGCAAGUGACUUCAUUACCCCAUGCCUCUGUUUCCCCAUCUGUAAAAUGGGGGUAAUGAUCUUAGCCUUCCUGGGUUGUGAGGCUGAGUUAACUGAUGUUUGUGAGCUCUUGAGAUUGUUGGCUGGCAAGUGCAGCACAAGUGCACAGCAUUGUUGUUUUGAGCUAUCAUCCUGAAAAUUGGUCAGUUUAUAUCAGAAUUGACUGUAUUUGAAAAAUGUGAUCCAUCUCGGAUGCCUAAUGCGAUGACCAUGUGGAGAAGCCCCAGGUUUUGAAAACUGUCUCCUUCCUCUUCAGAAACGAGGUCAUGGCAUUUGGUGGAGGACCCCACCAGAACAUCAGGGUCUCCCGUAGUUAGGUGCUUCUUCCCUGCUCCAGGUUUCCCUGCUCUCAAGAUGACUGACCUCCACCUUCAGGGAGAGAUUGAGGCAUGGGAGGGUGCACUCCAAGGUGGUUAAAUUAUUUGGAUCAUGUGACAGGAAGGCAGCGCAGGCCAGGCCAUGGGCUCUGGACACGCCAGCAAGGAUGGGCCGGGCGUGCCAGGUGGGAGAAAAGCCUGCGAAGCUGCAGCUGGACUGAGGAAGCAGCUGCCGGCAGAAGAGGAGAGGAGGAGGGAAUGGGAGCCCCCCCACCACCACUACCAAGACCAGAGAAGGGCAUGAGAUGGUUUGAGCUUGGUGAGGAGAAGGUCAGGCUUGCAGAAUGCUGGAGUGAUGCAGCUAAAGCUGACCCCUCUGGAGGGGGCAAAGACCCAGCAGGUGGGUGGGGAGAGGAGGGAAGGCCAUUUUCCUUUCCCAUGUUAUUAGAGCUGGGUGAAGAACAGACUUUUUUGGUUCACUGGCGGUAGUUCUGAAAAACUGGGGAAAAAACUGUUGGGUUUCAGUUUCCUUUUGAUUUUGAACAUUGAUUCGCGCGUCUCAUUCUUCCAAAUAAAGUUCAAGGCCAUUUCAAAAUGAAAAGUCCCUUCAAAUCAGAAAAUCAAAAUGUUUCCUUUCGAAAUGGUCCAAACAAAAUAUUUUGAUUUA
Gopherus flavomarginatus (Mexican gopher tortoise) is the source of this 4854-nucleotide messenger RNA. RefSeq names its product phospholipid phosphatase 7 (inactive) (gene PLPP7). Bases 1839 to 2654 code for a protein of 271 amino acids. NCBI's taxonomy places the organism in Eukaryota, Metazoa, Chordata, Testudines, Testudinidae. Gene Ontology annotation, cellular component: nuclear envelope. The transcript is spliced from 5 exons. The record is from RefSeq and is a predicted model, not a curated record. Gene Ontology annotation, molecular function: sphingosine-1-phosphate phosphatase activity.